GUGAGAAGAGAUCAUGUUGCUCCCAUCUACGUCAUCAACCUUCUCAUUACUGACGUCCUUCAGUUCUGCUGCAUGAUCGUUCGGGUGGCACCAAAUGGGAAGAUAACUGAAAUCUUCUAUAGUAUUUACCUCUCUGCUCUGUUUGCCAGUGUUUUCUUCAUGGUCUGCAUCUCCCUGGAAAGGUAUUUGGUCAUCGCCCACCCACUGUGGUACCGCUUCAGACGAACCAUCAAGACCUCUGUGGUGCUCUGUGUCCUGGUCUGGGUCCUUUCUGCUGUCUGUGGCGUCAUUAUAUUUUUCUCAGAAGAUCUCAACAGAUAUUUAGAUAUCCUCUAUGCCAUCCUCUUCCUCCUUCCCUUCCCACUGUUAAUAUUCUCCCUGGUUGGGACCCUCAAAGCCCUGUCUGCUUCCAUCUCGGUCCCCUCUGAUGAAAAACGACGAAUUGUGGGGAUUUUGGUUCUGGUGCUGCUUAUUUACAGUCUGCUGUUCCUGCCCAGCAUCAUUUAUUACCUGGUAUUGCUGUACAUAUACUAUGACAAGACUGUCUUUAUCCUGUCAUUCACCAUCCUUAGGCUGAGUCCUCUUGCAGACACGUUCCUGUAUGUGUUCAUGAGGAAAGGGUUCAUAGACAAGCUUUUGGCCUCUGUGUGUUGCUGCAGAAUGGACAGCAAUGAUAUCAGCAGUCAAUCAGUAUGAAUGAUGACAACUUUCUUGUGGGGUCCCCCAAGGGUCCAUCUUGGGCCCCAUGCUUUUUUCACUGUGUAUACUGCCAUUGGGGUCCAUUUUCAAAAAACACAUAUCCUUUCAUUGCUUUGCAGAUGACAUGCAAAUCUAUUUACCUGUAAAAUCUAAUGACAAAGCUGCAACUCAGUCCUUGCUCAACUGCCUGAGAGAUCUUAAAAUAUGGUUGAAUCAGAACUUUCUCUGUGAAUGAAAGUUAGACUGAGGUCGUUGUGUUCAGUCGACCUGGGGUGUUUAAGUGCUUGUGUAGAUGUUCUUGGUACUUUAGGAACAUAUAGUCAUCAAUUUACCAAGUAUCUAAGUGUGAUAUUCGACAGUGCUUUUAAAUUUGAAAAACAGAUUCGUUCUGUAUUAAAAUCCAGUUUCUUUCAGCUGAGACUGUUGGCCAAAGUCAAGCCCUACCUGCCACGCAAAGACUUUGAAAGAUUAAUACAUGCAUUUAUAACGUCUCUUCUAGAAUACUGUAACUCGUAUAUGUUGGAGUGGAUCAGUCAUCUCUCCAUCGGUUACAGUUAGUCAAGAAUGCAGCAGCCCGACUUCUAACAGGAACUAAAAAGCAUGAGCACAUUACCCCUGUUUUAGCCUCGCUCCACUGGCUUCCUGUCCGCUUUAGGAUUGAUUUAUAUUUUAUUGCUUGUUUUUAAAAUUUUAAAUGGGUUGGCACCUUAUUUAUCAGAACUUUUACAUGUACACACUCCGGUCAAAGCACUGAGGUCAUCCAAUCAGAUGCUCCUCAAUGUCCCCAGAUCCAGGUUAAAAACUAAAGGUGACAGUAGCUGCUCCUAAUCUUUGGAAUACUUUACCUUUUCAAAUAAGAAUUGCCCCGACUCUUUAUUCAUUGGCCUUCAAACAGAGUUGAGUAGUGACAUUUAUUUUAUGUUUUACUUUUUCUACUGUUGUCAUGUCUAUUUGUUGUCUAUUGUGGAAAGCACUCUGGUCAACUAGUGUUGUUUUUAAAUGUGCUAUAUAAAUAAACUUGAACUAGUAAGUGCUUUUUAACUACCUGAAUUAAUCAUGAAAUACUGUAGAUAUAGAAAUACUGAAGAUCUGUUAAUUUGUAAUUGGUAAUGAGGUAUAGACAGUCCUCACUUUAGAUGAGCCUACGCAAAAUACUUUACUAACAAUUAGUAACUACCAGAAUUGAUCAUGAAUUGCAGUAUUAGUGUCAUAAAAAUCUUUUUCAGUCAUGGAACGUCACAUUCAGCUGGAGUUAUGUUUUUAUUAAAUAGAUUCCCUGUGAGGAUUACUGACCACAAAGGUGACUCCAAUGGUUACUGGCUAAUGGUCACAGCAGAAAUUAAUGGAAUAAACUAGAUUUUAGUAUGUAUGUAUAUGGAUACAACAGGAGAUCAGAGAAAAAUCUCUUCUCUGUCUUAGGCAAAAGCUUAGAGGAAAAUGGAAAAUGCUUUAUUUAACAGAUAAUAAUUGGGGGGAAUUUUAAUCUCUGCCCCGAUCUUUGGUUAGAACAGCUACCAUCAAGGAGACAAUGCCACACAUUUGAAGAAACAAGAAUCACUGUUUAAUAUUGAUAGAGAAGGGCAUCGUGUUUGUGAAUGAUAUAUUAGAUGAUAAUGGUAACUUCUGAGAACAUGCUGAUUUCUUGUACUCAGAGAGAAUAUGAUAAAAAUGUAAAGCAACACCACAGCCAUUACUACAGCUAAUCCAAA
Molecule: messenger RNA, 2408 nt
Organism: Micropterus dolomieu (smallmouth bass)
Lineage: Eukaryota; Metazoa; Chordata; Actinopteri; Centrarchiformes; Centrarchidae
Product: G-protein coupled receptor 4-like
Exons: 2
Biological process (GO): positive regulation of Rho protein signal transduction; phospholipase C-activating G protein-coupled receptor signaling pathway
Cellular component (GO): membrane
Molecular function (GO): G protein-coupled receptor activity
Source: RefSeq, a predicted model, not a curated record